CAUGUUGCAGUCCGGGCACAUUUACGAGAAACUCCAGAUAAAAAAGGGAACUAUCGCUGUCAUUUAAAUAGCGUCAAGCUAUGUUUUUCCACUGCGUUCGGUGGUGAAGAUCUUCCAGCAUGUAUGCUUCUGGAACAGAGAGUUUGAUCAAGCAAGCGAGAGAAAUUCAAGAGGAAGAGCUAGUGAAGUUCUAUGGCCGCAUAUCUAAACUUCUCCAUCUCAAAGACUAUGGAAAUGAGACGGUUGAUUCUUUGCAGAGGCUUCAUUUAAUAGUGUCAGCAACGAAGUAUGGACGGACGAUUCCGUCAGAUCUUCACAAGAAGCUUCAGGCGUUGCUGUGCUCGCCAAGCACCCCUGAGCAGCUCCAGGUUUUGUGUUCCUGUACGCUACGGGAGAGCCUGCCCAUCUGUAUCAGCAGCCUGUCGACAGAGGACAUCCAAGACAGCCGGACCAUCAGCUAUGUGGCAGCUGUCAUUCUUGCACAGGCGGGACACAAAAAUGACCUCAGCCCCCUCAGUAACCAGCUCCUGAAGAGCCUGGAGUGCCGGCAGCCGGAGAGCCAGAUAUCCAGACACGUGCUUCCUAUUCUCUCCAAAGUCAUCAGCUUCUCUCCCGAAAGUCUGACUGAAGAUCACAUCAACCUGGUCAACAGGAAGCUGGUGGAUUGGCUGCGGUAUGCCAGUGUCCAGCAGGGGGCGUCCAUGUCCGCUGGAGGGUUUUUCACAGGACCCAGAUCUCGACAGCCUGCUCCUCUGACGGAGGUGGACGGGGCAGUUGCCGGAGACUUCUUCACCGUGCUGUGUGUGGGGCAGAGCUACACGGAGGACCAGUGGAUGAACAUGUACGCCUUCUCAAUGAUCAGGAAGUGGCUGCUGACCUACGACACGGAGGGAACAGGCAACGCGGACUCAGCUCAACUUAAGAGAGCGCAGUUCAUGCAUUCGCAGUCGCAAGAUGACAGGUCGGAGGUGGACGGGUCGGUGAUGUCCAUGGUUUCGGCCACGUCGUCGUCCAGUCGCCUGCUCCCGCCCAAAGAGCGCCUGAGGGAGAAGGCCUUUGAGUACUGCCACCGGAUCAUCGAGCAGAGCGACCGCAAGGCCCUGAAGAAGGCAGAUACGGAGCUGCAGAAAGCUUGCCUUGUGGAGGCGGUGACGGUCAUGGACAUCAUCUGCAAGGAGGACCCGUCCUUCGUGUACCGGGCGUUCCCCUGCGUCAAGGCCCUGUACGGCCGCCUGAGCGGGGACCUGGCCUUCGCCCGCGCCGUGCUCCCCAUCGCGCAGUUCUACCUCAACCACAGCGAGACGGCGGCGGUGGACUCUGAGGCGGUGUUCCGGCAGCUCCUCUCGCAGUUCCCCGGAGAGCUCUUCAACGAGCCCCUGCUGGCCUUCGAGUUCACCCAGUUCUGCCGUGCCAACGUGGGCGUGCUGCAGGAGGGCGUGGCCCUCUACCGGCAGAGCUUCCCCAACCUGUUCAAGUACCUGGCCUGGAACAGCCCGGCCCUGAUCUCCGAGUAUAUGGAGCUCCUGCCCUCCCUGCUGUGUCCUGAGACGGCCAUCGAGGUCCUGCACACCCUGCUGGACCUGCCAUGCCUGGCUGCAGCCCUGGACCUCCAGCUCAGGUCGGCUUCUCUCCUGGCCCCUGACAGGACCCUGUGGGACCAGGGGCCCAAGGUGGCCAGCUCUCUGGAGGCCUUCCGGCAGCCCUUCUACAGGGGCAUGUUCCUGUACAUACUGCGCCCGGAGGCCGGGACGGGAGACACCAUCGACAGGUUGGGCGUGCUCCACGAGGUCCUGGCGGACAUGGCGGACAGCCCGCGCGCCGUGCAGUGCGCCCAGACCGUCCCCGUACUCCUGCACCUCUUCUUCAACACCGUCGUCCAGUUUGCAGACAAGAAGCUCAUUAACCAGCUGGUACUCAUCCUGUUGGAGAGGAGCGGUCUGCUCUUUAACGUUCGCAACUACAAGGCCGAGGUGCAGAGAGUGUUCAGCUCCCACUUGCUGGUCUUGUGCAAGCUCCACCCAUCUCUCAUAGUGGAACAGUCCAGGGAGCUGCUAGACUUCACUUGCACCACUGCCAACAUAUACAGCAAAGAGGACCUCUACAUUCACAUGGUGUGGGUGAUCGGGGAGUACCUCUCGGUCUCCCAUGAUGCUCGCUGCACGGUGGAGCAGAUCACCUCGUUCUUCGAGACCUUGGAGGCGGUGCUGUUUGAGAUCACGCAGGUGCGCCAGCUGGCCAGCCCCCCCCGCUACUCGCCGCGGGUCAUCACCGUGCUCAUGACCACGCUGGCCAAGCUGGCGUCCCGCAGCCAGGACCUCAUCCCCAGGGUGUCCCUGUUCCUGUCCAAGAUGCGCUCGUUUGCACGUAGCCCCACGGUUGUCUCCUACUACAGCGAGGAGGACCUGGAGGAGAUCCUCACCCGUGCCCACGAGCUCAUCAACCUGCUCAAGCUGCCCAGCGUGGCCCAGUUUGUCCUGGCGCCCUCUGCCCGAGGGGACAGCCCCCGCUGGCACCGCGACACCAACGCCUCCCUGCCGCUCUCCAUGAGGACCAUCAGCAGUCUGCUGCAUAAACACAGCAGCUUCCAGCACUGCUGAGCGUAGCGUGCUAAUGUACAACCUCAUCCAGCACUGCUGAGCGUAGCGUGCUAAUGUACAACCUCAUCCAGCACUGCUGAGCGUAGCACGCUAACGUAAAAUCUCACCCAGCACUGCUGAAUGUAGCGCGCUAAUGUACAACCUCAUCCAGCACUGCUGAGCGUAGCACGCUAACGUACAACCUCAUCCAGCACUGCUGAAUGUAGCGCGCUAAUGUAAAACCUCAUUCAGCACUGCUGAGCGUAGCAGGCUAAUGUACAACCUCAUCCAGCACUGCUGAGCGUAGCGCGCUAACGUACAACCUCACCCAGCACUGCUGAGUGUAGCGUGCUAAUAUACAACCUCACCCAGCACUGCUGAGCGUAGCGCGCUAACGUACAACCUCACCCAGCACUGCUGAGUGUAGCGCGCUAAUGUACAACCUCAUUCAGCACUGCUGAGCGUAGCGCGCUAAUGUACAACCUCACCCAGCACUGCUGAGCGUAGCGCACUAAUGUACAACCUCACCCAGCACUGCUGAAUGUAGCGCGCUAAUGUACAACCUCACUUUGUUCUGGUCAAACCAGAUUGCUAUAGGGAGGACAGAUUGUGGGAAAUUGCGCAAUGCUGUAGCGAAGCAUUUAUCCAUGACUACAUUUGGGUGCAUUUACUGCUGGAGGCUGAUAGCUUAUGCAGGAUAAAUGCUUUGUGAUUUAUGAUUCAAGACCUGAAUCAUCAAGAUUUUGGGAUAAAUCAAUAUUUAAGGUUGUCGAAUGAGAUUUUCUAUAUUUGAUCAUUUGUUUUCUUGUGUGGGGAGAAAUAUUGACAGUUUCAGCCACGGUGGGGUUUACGAGUCAAGACACAUUUUGAAGAAAAUCACUGGAUUCAGUUGAAUGGAAAAUGUAAUAAGAUGCCUUAUCACACGUUCAGGUCCUUUUUUUCCACACUUGCACUGAUCUGCCAUUUCUCAAAAGUAAAAAAAAUAGAAAGCAAUAAAAAGGUGCAUUGUUUCAGUGGUUGGACAGAAGACAUUAGUGGCAAUCGAACUGUGGAUGUAUCAAAACAUUCCUGAUGUAGCAUUAUGGCCACAUGUCAGGUUUUCUGACCACAGAGUAAAGUUUUGUAAGUUUUUCAGACUGUGACCAGUAGAAUAUUUGUAGGUCUGUUCAGUUUCAGUCACUUGUCUCCACCUGCGGAGUCAUAAUAUCUGUGUUCAUCUUGGUGUAAUGAAAGAUCUUUUCUAUGUACAGUACUAACAAGAAUAAAUUCUCAAACAUGAA
Messenger RNA from Anguilla rostrata (American eel), 3856 nucleotides. It is a transcript of the gene ap5z1, whose product is annotated as adaptor related protein complex 5 subunit zeta 1. The transcript has 18 exons. Gene Ontology annotation, cellular component: AP-5 adaptor complex. Bases 120 to 2597 code for a protein of 825 amino acids. The record is from RefSeq and is a predicted model, not a curated record. Lineage: Eukaryota; Metazoa; Chordata; Actinopteri; Anguilliformes; Anguillidae.